This is a messenger RNA of Cajanus cajan (pigeon pea), 1925 nucleotides long. Its product is annotated as glyoxal oxidase-related protein. The record is from RefSeq and is a predicted model, not a curated record. NCBI's taxonomy places the organism in Eukaryota, Viridiplantae, Streptophyta, Magnoliopsida, Fabales, Fabaceae.
UACAAUCGCUCCAAGUAAACCCCAACCCCACCAACUCUCUAACAGUAAACUCAACCACUUUCCCCCAAUACUCUUCCUUCUCCCUUCUAACCCACACAAUGAGCACUAUCAUGAUCCUAAUUCCAUUUAUAGUAGCUUCAUUGUUCCCACAUUUUCAAGUGUCUCAGCCUCUGACAUCAUCACUAUUUGCAAAACAAGGACAAUGGAAUCUCAUGCGACCCAACAUUGGCAUAUCAGCAAUGCACAUGCAACUUCUACGCAACGACAAAAUCAUCAUCUUUGACCGAACCGAUUUUGGCCACUCAUCCAUUCCUCUUUCCAAUGGCCGUUGCCGCAUAGACCCCUACGACAUUGCCCUAAAAAUCGAUUGUUCUGCUCACUCAGUACUAUACGACGUUGCCACAAACACGUUACGACCCUUAAUGAUACAAACAGACACGUGGUGUUCCUCAGCCUCAGUUCUUCCCAACGGCACAUUGAUCCAAACCGGUGGCUACAACGACGGUGAACGUAGCAUUCGCAUGUUCACCCCAUGCUACGAUGAAACAUGCGAUUGGGUUGAAUUCCCACGAAUGUUAUCACAAAGAAGAUGGUACGCAACGAACCAAAUACUCCCAGAUUCUCGUGUCAUUGUUGUUGGAGGAAGAAGACAAUUCAACUACGAAUUCUUACCUAAAAACCCUAAUCCUAACAACGAUUAUCCCUCAGCUAUUCCCUUUAGCUUUCUCCAACAAACAAGUGACGCAAGUGAAAAUAAUUUAUACCCUUUCGUGCACCUUUUACCCGACGGAAACCUAUUCAUCUUCGCCAACACGAAAUCCGUGUUAUUGGACUACAAACAAAACCGUGUUAUAAAACAGUUCCCUCCAAUCCCAGGUGAAGAACCUCGUAACUACCCCAGCUCAGGCUCCUCCGUUCUUCUCCCCCUGGACGAAAACCUAGGUUCCCCCGAAGCCGAAGUGGUGGUCUGCGGCGGAGCGCCACGUGGUGCGUUUGACAGCGCCACACGUGGGAAUUUCAUGAAAACCCUAGCCACGUGCGGGAGGCUGAAACUCACUAACCCUAGCCCUACUUGGGUGAUGGAGUACAUGCCAAUGCCGCGAGCAAUGGGAGACAUGGUUCUCCUCCCUAACGGCGAGGUCGUUAUAAUUAACGGCGUGGCCGCGGGGACCGCCGGCUGGGAAAACGGCCGUGAACCGGUGCUAACGCCGGUGAUUUUCCGUCCAUCGGAGACGGACUCCGGCGAAAAGUUCAGCGUGAUGGCACCCGCGUCAAGACCUAGGUUAUAUCACUCUUGCGCGGUGUUGGUAAAAGAUGGAAGAGUUUUAGCUGGUGGUAGCAACCCUCACGUUUAUUACAACUUCACCGGGGUUGAGUACCCCACUGAUCUCAGCUUGGAAGCGUUUUCUCCGCCGUAUUUGGCGCCGGAGUUUGAUCCGGUGCGGCCAACAAUUAGGUAUAUUACGAACAACAACGUGUUGGGGUAUAGGGUUUUUUGCUAUGUGACGUUCACGGUGCCCUAUUAUGGUUCGGCGAGCGACGUGUCGGUUAGGAUCAUUGCACCGUCGUUUUCGACGCACUCUUUUGGACAGAAUCAGAGGAUGGUGGUGUUGAAGUUGAGUGGGGUUACGUAUCUGGCCGGGGAGGCUUAUUACGCCACCGUGGUGGGGCCGUCGACGGCGGAGAUUGCGCCGCCGGGGUACUACAUGUUAUUUGUGGUGCAUAAGGGUGUGCCAAGUUCAGGUUCGUGGGUGCAAGUGAUGUAAUGUAAUGGAGAAUAAUAUGGCGUAGUUGAACAUUUGGUGAACAAAAAUGGUUGUUAAUAAUAGGUUUUUGCUAGUGUAGGUAAAUCAUGGUGAAUUCAUGUCAACCCAAAAAGAAAUCAUGAUUUUUGUUUACGUGUUGACAUGUAUGGUUAGGUUUUA